Molecule: messenger RNA, 1260 nt
Organism: Amblyraja radiata (thorny skate)
Lineage: Eukaryota; Metazoa; Chordata; Chondrichthyes; Rajiformes; Rajidae
Gene: gpr171
Product: G protein-coupled receptor 171
Exons: 2
Coding region: 172-1167 (331 amino acids)
Biological process (GO): G protein-coupled receptor signaling pathway
Cellular component (GO): membrane
Molecular function (GO): G protein-coupled purinergic nucleotide receptor activity
Source: RefSeq, a predicted model, not a curated record
CUCUGACUUGGAGCACCAAAGACUUGGCUUGUACAGAAGAUCUUCUUGUUAACAAGAAGUCGAGGAUGACUUAACAUUGCCCUUCUAUUCAAACAUCAGAAAGGCCAUUGCUGCGGCUCAUGUUUCUGAACCUCAAGGCGGGCUGGACAUUUGUGUUUUAAAGGACAUACGAUGAAUACCAUAUCGUCAAAUGUCUCUUCUACUCGAUGCUUGAUGAACAAGAGUAUGGAAUCUUUCACUUAUUUCUAUUAUUUAAUCUUCUUGAUUGGCAUCAUUGGGAGUUGUGUCGCACUGUGGGCUUUCAGUAAACAGAGGAAAGCAAAAAAAUGCCUCAAUAUCUACCUGAUCAACCUUCUGACUGCCGAUUUUCUGUUGACUUUGGCCCUCCCUUUCAAGAUAGUUGUUAGCUUGGGCGUUGCUCCCUGGAGCGUGAAGAUCUUCCAUUGCCAAGUCACAGCAUGUCUCAUGUACAUUAAUAUGUAUGCGUCCAUUAUAUUUCUGGGAUUCGUGAGCAUAGAUCGGUAUGUUCAGCUCUCUGGGAGCUCAAGGUUCCAGAGGAUACAGGAACCAGGGUUUGCAAAGAUGAUGUCUGCCAUCGUAUGGGUCAUGGUGCUGUCCCUUAUGAUACCAAACAUGGCAAUCCCAAUCAAAACCAUCGCCCCCAAGCCUCUAUUGAAAUGCGCGGAGAUCAAGGGGACGUUGGGACUUCGCUGGCAUGUCUUCAGCAAUUUUAUCUCCAUCGCCAUAUUCAUGAACGUUUCAGCUGUCCUCCUGACAUCCAACUUUCUUUUGGUGAAAAAGCUCCACAGAAACAAGGACCGAGAGACGCGCAAUGACGUGAGGAGGGCUCUGAGGCACAUUCUGAUACUGACUGGCAUCUACAUCGUUUGCUUUGUGCCCUACCACGUCAUUCGGAUUCCGUACACUCUCAGUCAAUACAAGCCAAAGGCAGACUGCAGUGUGCAGCAAGCCCUAUAUCUGGCCAAGGAGUCCACCUUUCUUCUGGCCGUUCUCAACCUUUGCUUUGAUCCCAUCCUGUACUUUUAUCUCUGCCAAUCUUUCCGAUCAAAAAUCACAGAAACCUUUUUAUCAACUAACGAGGCCAGGGGAAAGAAAGAUGGACGUCGGUUGGAGGAUGCAGAGACUAACUUAACUCCAUGCAGCUGAAAUAAAUGUGCCCGACUGUAUAUCCCUUCAUUUUGUUUUGAAGGUUGCAAAAUCGAGAAUCCUUAAAUUAUAAAUAUACUCCAGACAUAGAUU